This is a messenger RNA of Microthlaspi erraticum, 423 nucleotides long. NCBI's taxonomy places the organism in Eukaryota, Viridiplantae, Streptophyta, Magnoliopsida, Brassicales, Brassicaceae. The record is from the annotation of a GenBank genome assembly.
AUGUCGAAGCGAGGACGUGGAGGUACGUCAGGUAACAAAUUCAGGAUGUCGCUGGGUCUUCCAGUGGCAGCAACGGUUAACUGCGCAGACAACACAGGAGCUAAGAACCUUUACAUCAUUUCGGUUAAAGGAAUCAAAGGUCGUCUCAACAGGUUGCCUUCUGCUUGCGUUGGAGACAUGGUUAUGGCCACUGUCAAGAAAGGUAAACCGGAUCUGAGGAAAAAGGUUCUUCCUGCUGUGAUCGUUAGGCAGCGUAAGCCGUGGCGCCGAAAGGACGGUGUUUUCAUGUACUUUGAAGACAAUGCUGGAGUGAUUGUGAACCCCAAGGGAGAAAUGAAAGGUUCUGCGAUUACUGGACCGAUUGGGAAAGAGUGUGCGGAUCUUUGGCCAAGGAUUGCGAGUGCUGCUAACGCCAUCGUCUAA